Colletotrichum siamense is the source of this 1491-nucleotide messenger RNA. RefSeq lists its product as uncharacterized. NCBI's taxonomy places the organism in Eukaryota, Fungi, Ascomycota, Sordariomycetes, Glomerellales, Glomerellaceae. The coding region runs from base 1 to 1491 and encodes 496 amino acids. The transcript has a single exon. The record is from RefSeq and is a predicted model, not a curated record.
AUGGGUUUACCGCGAGCGCUCCCAAUCGUGGCCGGCGCACUUGCGCUCAUCGCUACCAUCACGAUCGUCGUCAUCCACGUCGUGCUCGCCGCACACAUCACCCAGGUCACCCCCGUAAGGACGUCGUCCGUCCUGUCUUCGGUUUUGGAAAGCAUUCUUUUGGCGGUCUUGGGAUGGAUGUUGUCAGCAAACUUGAUUCCCAAGUUCCGGAACUCCUCGAAGCGCCUCAUCAGCGCAAUGUUCGGCGUCAGCGUCCUGACAUGCACUCUAGCAACCGCGGCGUCGGUCGCCACCAUGAUCUGCCUCGGCAACGCGACGAGGGGCUUGUCGGAUUCGAUUCUCGGUGCGAAGCAAACGAGCUUCCUCAUCGCCUCGUCCGUUGCGCUUGGUCUUUGCUUUGCGUGUCAGCUCAUCUUCAUUGUCAUUCACUUUGUCUUGGCACGUCUGUCUGCUCGUGAGGAGGCAGACUCUUACAACACCGACGAGGAGUCGACAAGGAGGUCGCCUCACUUCCACACCAAGUCGGUCAAGUCGAUUCCUUACACCCGCACCUCGCCCACGUACGAGAGCCGGAGUCGUUCCACCUCAAUGGGUUCUCAGACCCCUCCCCAGUCGAGCAGCGGCCGCUCGGCGACUGAGACCCUGAGCUCCAUCCGCUCUUCCCUGUCCAACGUCGUCCGCCCCAUCUCUUCCAGGACGCGCCUGCUGCCGUUGCGGGAGAAGCGCAGGGCCGAGUCAAUCGACUCGAACCACUACCGCUCGCGGUCGAGCAGCGUCAACGAGGACUCGUCCUUUGACUCCUGGGACACCUCCUCGGUUGACAUGCAGAGCCGCAUGACCGUUCUCGGCACAUCGUCUCCCCCCGGCCGGUUCUUGGAGACGAUCCCCGCCAGCCCUACCACAAGCCGCAGCCCCAGCCCCGGGACGCCGCUCGAUCUGGAGCCUCCUCGCGCACGCCGCCGGAGUCGCAGCUACAGCCCCGUCGCCGAUCUCCGCCGCCCCAACACCACCUUCACCAUGCAAAACUGCGCGAGUGACGGCGAGCUUCAACGACCGGAGCCCGCGUUCACGAUGCAGGGCUCCGCCAGUGAAUCUCACAUCCACCCUCUUUUCCGGUCUGACUCGCCAGACCCCCCGCCGAUGGUGACGCCCGGCACCAUGGUGGUAGCUGCGCCCGACGCAGGCCGUGUCAUCUCGGACAGGCACAGCGUGCGCCGGAUGAGAAGCGGCAGUCUGCCCUCCGGGCCCAGCCCGCUCAGUCGCACGAGCAGCAUCGACAACUUCUUCCCCAACGGGCACCCGGUUAAGGAGGAGAAGGAGGAGCUCGAGUCGCCGCAGGAGAAGGAAGAACUCGAUGAUCCCAACGAGAGACAGAUGACUCCACCGAUCCCGGAGUGGAUACUCACCGCCGGUGCUCGGACGAGCCUGAACGGGUACCACAGCCGCAAGCUCCGGAUCGAAGACGGGGACGUCAAGGAGGAACAAUCAUGA